Peronospora matthiolae is the source of this 903-nucleotide messenger RNA. NCBI's taxonomy places the organism in Eukaryota, Oomycota, Peronosporomycetes, Peronosporales, Peronosporaceae. The record is from the annotation of a GenBank genome assembly.
AUGAGUGCUGUCCCAGGACGCUUUGACGCGCUGCUGACGCAGCUAGCGCAGCAACAUGGCGGUGUAGAGUCGCUUCUGGACUCGAUCUUUGACUUCUUGCACCGUAAAACCGACUUUUAUGUGGUCUCUAGCGACCCAGCACGCCACAAGAUGGGUUUUUUGCCUGGUCAGGCUCAGCAAAAGGUGCUUGAAGCUUUUCAAAAACAUUCGAUGAAGAGUCUGGACGAACGUCACAGCGGCAGUUCAGCUGUAAGAAUGGGUACAAAGACGGAGGUGACUGGAGAGACGACGGCGGGUCGACGUGCGACGGAUCCAGCUGCUUUAACGGCGACGAUGACUAGAGCUCCAGCUACUGCUAUCACUAGGAGGGAGCCGCAGCUGACAGAGGAUGGCAAACAGGUCCCUGUCGGUAAUGGCGGAGUCGCAGGUACAUACACGUGGACGCAGACUCUGGAGGAAGUUUCGAUCCAGGUGGAGUUUGCACAAGGCACACAAGCAAAGGAUUUGGACUGUCAGAUCGGCUCCACGCGAUUACGUGUCGCGCUCAAGAGCGACCAAACGAAUCCACUUAUAGAAGGAGAGUUCCUGGAAAAGGUCCGUUUGGACGAGAGUACCUGGUCUGUAGAAAGCAGCCACACGCUCAGCAUCUCGCUGGAGAAGGUCAAACGUACGUGGUGGGCCUGCGCAAUAAAAGGAGGGCCAGAGAUUGACACGAGCCAAGUAGACUCGCGAAGGAACAUUCAGGAGUACGAUGAGGCCACGCAGGGUGCCAUCAGGAAAGCUAUGUACGAUCAGCGUCGGCAGCAAUUGAAUGGUGGACUUCCGCUCACAUCGGAGGAGCGAAUACUGCAAGAAGCCAAGGACUUGCCUGGCUCGCCUUUUUUGCCCUCAACACAACCAUAA